Molecule: messenger RNA, 2077 nt
Organism: Sinocyclocheilus anshuiensis
Lineage: Eukaryota; Metazoa; Chordata; Actinopteri; Cypriniformes; Cyprinidae
Product: otogelin-like protein
Exons: 11
Coding region: 96-1100 (334 amino acids)
Biological process (GO): G protein-coupled receptor signaling pathway
Cellular component (GO): bursicon neuropeptide hormone complex; extracellular region
Molecular function (GO): neuropeptide hormone activity; G protein-coupled receptor binding
Source: RefSeq, a predicted model, not a curated record
UUGAACCUAUACCAGUGUGUCUGCCUGGAGAGAUACUGGCUGUGGAUGUGAACACCACUAAUCACUGCUGUCCACAGUAUCAUUGUGUGUGUGAUAUGAGUCUGUGUCCUGAGCCCAGUGUGAGUUGUGCUCCUGGAGCUGUGUUGGUGCAGAGACCCGUGCCGGACAGCUGCUGCCCAGAGACACACUGUGAAUGUCAGUGUCACAACGUUACACUUCCUGUCUGCACUGCGGGUGAAGUGAGAGUGGAGGAACCAGACCCCGACGGCCCGUGCGGAUGCCCACUGUAUCACUGCAAGAAGGCAGACGUCUGUCUGUUUCAGGGUGUGACGAUAUUGAACCCGGGCCAGUCUAUGGUGCAAUACUUUGAGAGGGAGCUGUGUUACAUUGUUCAGUGCCUCACACAUAAAGACCCCAGCACUGGGUUCUAUGCCAUGGAGGUCACCACUGCCAACUGCUCUGAGAAGUGUGAACCUCAUCAGGUUUAUGUCCCAUCAUCUGAUCCACAUGUGUGCUGUGGCUCCUGCAAAAACAUCUCAUGCUCAUAUCCCAGUGAAAACGGGACUACAGAAGUAUUUAUGGCAGGAAGCUCAUGGGUGGCUAACUGCACACGCUUUGACUGUAUGGAGACUGCGGUAGGCGCAGUAGUUCUGGCCUCUGGAGUAGUCUGUCCUCCUUUCAAUGACACAGAAUGUAUUCAGAAUGGAGGAGUAGUUCAGACGUAUGUGGACGGUUGCUGUAAGACAUGUGCUGGACUUGGUUUGUUGCCUUUUUCCGUUAGUCCAGUAACACCCACUGCUAGUACUAACUGUGAUACAGGCAAAGAAGAUGGUAAAACCUGUAAGAGAGUCGCCAUCAGGACCACCAUCAGAAAAGAUGACUGUAGAAGUAACGCACCUGUGACUGUGUACUCAUGUGAUGGAAAAUGUCCAUCUGCCACCAUCUUCAACUUUAACAUUAACAGUCAUGCACGUUUCUGCAAGUGCUGCCGUGAGAACGGCCUCCAAAACCGUAUCAUUCAGCUGUACUGCACUCGAAAUGCCACUACGGUGGACUAUUACUACCAGGAGCCGAUGGACUGCUCAUGCCAGUGGAACUGAUUCCUUGUGGACUGUGUGCAGUAAAGUUAAGAUCUCAGUGAGAGCACUAGCUUGACACAGACAGGCCCGACUUCGACUGCAUAUACAGUACAGUAUCUGUAAAACCGCAAACUACUAACACCAUCGCUGUAUCUGUUUGAUAUCUGUAAUUUAUCUGCAAGUACAGUAGGUUAAUCAAACAUUUAUUCAAAUAAGAACAACAAACUGCUGUUAAAUUGGUGUAUUGUUUAGAUUUUAGUAUUAACGUUUGUUAAAUGAUGAAAUGACACGGGGAAGAGUAUUAUUAGAAUCAAUAUUUAGUAUUUAACAUUUUAAAUACAUUUUAAAAUCUUAACUUUUAACCAGAUGCUUUAUUUAAAUGGCAACUUUGUGCUUUUUCUAACAAACAAUGCAUUUCUUAUUAUUUUUUCUUAAUUACAGAGAAAAUAAACAAGCCAGUCUCAAGCCCCGAUCACAUCAUGAUAAAGAUAUCUAUAACGAUAACUAUAAUAGCGUCCACACCAACACACAUUUCAACAUUGUUUAUUAUAAGCACGCUUUGCAUUUUUGUCAUCUGCCAUCUAAAUGCUAAAGCUCUUCAAAACAGCAUGGAGUCUGACUGGCUGUCAAUCAAUGUUUUUAUCGUUCAUCAUUCUGCAACGAUGUUAUUUCUCUGUGCCGUUAGCGUUAUAGCUGUGGUGCGGAUUGUAGAACAAUUUUAUCGUUACAGUUUUCGUCCUUUGUGUAAACAGGCCUUUAAGUAGGAAUUUGAUAUUUAAAGAGAAAUUCCACACAGUUACUUGACAGGCGCAUCCAUCACUCACUAGUUGUGUUGGCACUUUUAGUGUGCUCUGUCUGUGUCUAAGCUGUCUGUAAAAAACAUGACGUGAUGAACUUGAAUUUCCAUACUAUAGCCAUAAUGCCAAAAAUAUGAUUUCUGCUGCAAGUGAACUGAAUUGUAUAAGCUUAGCAUAUAGUAAACUACCUAUAAACCUGCA